CCUCGGCCCACUGCUCUCGUGCCUUUCUGUUAAGCUGUGCUUCUCCGUGCCCAUCGACUGUGCUCAGAUGCCACACGGCCACGACGAUGACCACCCUAAUGGUCAAGUGCCGGAGGACGACAGCAGGUCUGACGCAUCUUCAGACCUCGAAGAACUGUAUCCCCACGAAUUCCCCAGAUACUUCGUUGAACGGGACGGUCGACUCUUCCAUUCUCAUGUUAGCUCGCCGUAUCCUUUGCCGGUUGAUGCGUACGAGCAACAUAGACAAAACAGGCAGCAUUACCUCUUGCGGCAAGUUGUGGAAGCGAACUACGCAAAUCUUGUUCGCCAUGCUCUCCGGAACCUUCCCGGCGAACAACGACACGUCGUGGAUUUGUGUACAGGGACAGGUAAAUGGGUCAUGGACCUUGCCGCCGAUUAUCCGCACGCAAGAAUUGAUGGCCUAGACAUCGUUCCCAUUCAGACAAGGCAUCCAUUGAAGAAUGUGUUCUUCGAGAUGCACGACGUGACCGAGCGCUUCCGCUACGGUGAUAGGACGAUAGACUUCGUUCACGCCAGGGACAUCUCAUACGCGGUUCGAACUAGCGACUUCCCUGCACUCAUUCGCGAAGUCGCGCGGAUUCUCCGUCCAGGAGGUCUCUUCAUGUCAGGAGAAUGGGAGUCUGAUCCCAUCAUGUCUAAUGGGCAGCACCUCGACACGGCCGCUCCGGACACCUUCGUGUUCUUCCGCGAAGUGAAGAACGCUCUGCGCACGUGCGGCUUGGCCUCUGCCGCGGACGGCAUUCCCCAAUGGCUCCGUGCGUCGGGUUUCCGAGACCUUGCGAUACACCAGUUUAGGAUGACCAACGACGAGCAAACCGGCAGAAGGUUCGUGAUGAUUGUCACCACCUAUGCCGAGUCCAUGCAGUUGUGGCUCGUCAAGGGGGGCCACCUCAGCCAUGCACGAGCUCGAGAACUGGUACGUGGGAUGUUGCGGGAGGUCGACUCCCUCCCAGGUAUCGUAUUUACAUACCGUGUCGUGCACGCGCGUGCGAUUUAAACGCAGUAUCACCUGUUGUAUCUUGUUCAUUUAACGUUGUGGCCUCUUGUUGACUUCAAUUUGCAUAAAUAGUU
Laetiporus sulphureus 93-53 is the source of this 1113-nucleotide messenger RNA. RefSeq names its product S-adenosyl-L-methionine-dependent methyltransferase. The record is from RefSeq and is a predicted model, not a curated record. Bases 68 to 1039 code for a protein of 323 amino acids. The transcript is spliced from 5 exons. Lineage: Eukaryota; Fungi; Basidiomycota; Agaricomycetes; Polyporales; Laetiporaceae.